AACCGCGGCUCGGGCUCGGGCUCGGGCUCCGGCUCCCGGGUAUUUAAAGGGGACGCGGCGGCGGCCCGGGGUGGGGAUGGGGGGCAAGUGGAGAGAGCGGCCCAGAUGCACAUCAUCCACGGCCCCUCGGGAGUGGAGGGACUCGUGAGAGCCGGAGCCCAGAAAUCCGGGGGCGGAUAAGACACCGCGUCCCCUCCAAUUCCCGUAAGCACCCCUUGCUCCAUCCUGCGCCCAAAUACCUCAGCUAGCCCCUCUCCCCACUCUUUACACUCCAAACUCAGCCGGGACAGACGUCUGCAGCCACCGCUCCCCACCCUGCAGGAGAAGCUCAGAGGUCCUGUCCCCCUUUCCUCUGAGGGACUCUUUUUUUGUGACCACAAAAGGAUUUGAUCACUCAGGACAAAGCUAGCAGAAGAGCUCUGGACGACGGCUGGAGGCCAACAGUCCCUACAGGUGGUACCCAGGGUGAUGUACUGACAAUGAGCGGGUGUUUUCCAGUUGCUGGCCUCCGAUGCCUGUCUAGGGACAGCGGGAUGGCUGCGCAGGGCGCACCGCGCUUCCUCCUGACCUUCGACUUUGACGAGACUAUCGUGGAUGAAAACAGCGACGACUCCAUCGUGCGCGCCGCGCCGGGCCAGCGGCUGCCUGAGAGCCUGCGUGCCACCUACCGCGAGGGCUUCUACAACGAGUACAUGCAGCGCGUCUUCCAGUACCUGGGCGAGCAGGGCGUGCGGCCGCGGGACCUGCGCGCCAUCUACGAGGCCAUCCCCCUGUCGCCCGGCAUGGGCGAGCUGCUGCAGUUUGUGGCCAAGCAGGGCGCCUGCUUUGAGGUUAUUCUUAUCUCAGACGCCAACACCUUUGGCGUGGAGAGUGCGCUGCGCGCCGCUGGCCACCACAGCCUGUUCCGCCGCAUCUUCAGCAACCCGUCGGGGCCCGACGCUCGGGGGCUGCUGGCGCUGCGGCCCUUCCACGCGCACAGCUGCGCUCGCUGCCCCGCCAACAUGUGCAAGCACAAGGUGCUCAGCGACUACCUGCGCGAGAGGGCCCACGACGGCGUGCACUUCGAGCGCCUUUUCUACGUGGGCGACGGCGCCAACGACUUCUGCCCCAUGGGGGUGCUGGCAGGAGGCGACGUGGCCUUCCCGCGCCGCGGCUACCCCAUGCACCGCCUUAUCCAGGAGGCGCAGAAGGCCGAGGCCAGCUCCUUCCGCGCCAGGGUGGUGCCCUGGGAAACCGCCACCGAAGUGCGCCUCCAUCUGCAACAGGUGCUGAAGACGUGCUGAGGACGUGGCCUGCAGGGGGCACCCGGGCGGGGAAGGGCGUGGGGGGCGGGAAAGGCAAACCUAGCUUUAUUACCCCCUUUCCCUUUCGCUUUGGUAUGACCCUCCGGGAAUUUCCGGAAUCCUAGGUUCGUCCAUUUGGGGGGGACAGGAAGGAGGAGAGAGGUCGGAGCUGUCCCCGUCUAUAUGCAGUUAACCCAGCUCUGCUGCCUCCCCCAGUUCCACUGCAAGCAAAUUCCGGAGUCUGCCCCAGCCGGGUGAUGCGCAUACCUGAGCAGGCAGCAGUGUUUCCAAAAACCUGGUCCUCCCAGCUGGGAGGAAGGGGUUCCCUAGCGGGGUAGAGAAGGAACAUCUCCCGCUGCGUUGGGUUAACUGUUGCCUUGGGCUGCAUGACCUCCCUCCCCCAGUCUUCUGUCAAGGGGACCCAGGUCCUGCACUCUCCACCACCCCCUCCCCGCACCGGACUCCCCGCGGAGAGAGGUGGCGCUCUCUGCCCACGGUCCCAGGCCUAGAUCUUGCUUUACCUACUGUGACCCUACACUGCACUCCUUGCCUCCCUCCCGCCCCCCAACCCUGUCAGCAUCCCCACAGGAAAAAAAAAGCCAGAGAGCACAGACACCUCCUGGUGGUCGAAUGAGGUAGCACACUGUCCGGGGCUCGGGUCUGGCCAGCCAGGGACCUCACAGACCCCGAAGAUAUCUCCUCGCACCCCAGCCUCGUCUAUGCAGCAAGAAACCAGGGACUUAACCAAAGUUGCCCCGCCGACUGGGCCCUCUGAGUCCCCCUUCUCCCGUAUGGAACAGAAAGCCAUGAUGUUUUAAAGCAGAGCCAGCGGAAACCCAAGGCCCUCCUCCCUCUUUUGGUGUUUCAGAGCUAUAAAGGAGGUGAAGGUGGCUGAGAUCUCUUGCGCCGCAGCCUGAGGGAUGAGGGCGAGGUGAUCUCUGCUCUCAGAGAGCCCCACUUAAGUGAGGGAGCUGGUCCCCACUCUUGGAGGAGUGCCCAGCUUGGGGAAACGACUAAAUACAUAACAAAGCAAGCAACAGGCAAAAAAGCAGGGUGCAGCCUAUCUUUGCAGAGGGGCACAGGGGUCUAGUGCAGAGGGCUCAAUGAGCACCGAGGAGAUGGGGGAUACUGCUGCUUAGGGCAGGCAGAGGGGGCUCAAUUAGCGGGAGCCUUUCAGUCGCUCGGUUCCCCAGCCCUGCAGGGCAAUCAUCAGGUCAUCAGAGUUUUAUUCAAAGUUGGCACUUGCAGCUGGAGACCCUGUCGUGCAUGGCGUAAGGGUCCCCUGUGGAUAAGGUCACCAAACUCCUUGGUUUCCAGUUCUUUCCUGUCUCCAGCAGGCUUCUGGAGAAGGAACAGACGCAGCUCACAGCCCAGGAGGCGUGCAGGCCUGGUCCAGUCUUGACUGUGGAGCUGGCUUCGGUGUGGGACUCAAGAGGCUCGCUCAAGGCUGUGCUUGGGU
This is a messenger RNA of Physeter macrocephalus (sperm whale), 2742 nucleotides long. RefSeq names its product phosphoethanolamine/phosphocholine phosphatase 1 (gene PHOSPHO1). Bases 480 to 1283 code for a protein of 267 amino acids. Gene Ontology annotation, molecular function: phosphatase activity. Lineage: Eukaryota; Metazoa; Chordata; Mammalia; Artiodactyla; Physeteridae. The transcript is spliced from 4 exons. The record is from RefSeq and is a predicted model, not a curated record. Gene Ontology annotation, biological process: bone mineralization involved in bone maturation.